Messenger RNA from Bathycoccus prasinos, 1665 nucleotides. RefSeq lists its product as hypothetical. The coding region runs from base 1 to 1665 and encodes 554 amino acids. NCBI's taxonomy places the organism in Eukaryota, Viridiplantae, Chlorophyta, Mamiellophyceae, Mamiellales, Bathycoccaceae. The transcript has a single exon. The record is from RefSeq and is a predicted model, not a curated record.
AUGUCCUUCGUUUGGGGAAAAGCAACGCACGCGUCUCUCUCCACUGACGAGAAAGAGGCGUCGAAGAUGUUCGAGCGCUUCGACGACGAGGAGGAGGAGGAAGAAAAUGAUGUAAAAAAACAACGAUUUCGUCGCAGCAAACGGUGUUGGUUUUUAUGUGUCGAUGUCGUGGUUUCUUCUCUGAUCGUUUUCGCGGCCGUUCUGGUUAUCAGAAACGACGUUCAUCAGGUCGUUGUUUCGAACAACGCUUUGAAUGAGAAUACGAAUACUAAAGUCGAUGUUCAUCAAAGUCAUCAUAAAUACGCGUUCACACCGACGAACGGUAAAAUCGCGUACUCCUGGGUCGCGAAAGGACACGAGUUACCGUCCGAGACGACUUUCACGGGUUCGAAGAGCAGUAAAAGGAGUUUUGAAAGUGAAUCUGAAUUCAAAUACAUGCACAUGGCGAUGCCGACUGAGUUACCGGACGGAUCCAUCGCGGUUGCGUUUCAAGCGUCACCGACGGAAUACGAAGGGUCCAUCCGGCAAGCUCUCUAUUGGGCGAUAUCGAGAGAUAAUGGCGUGACGUUUUCGAGACCGGAAAUGAUCGCGAAGGACGAUCAGCUCCCGGUUUGGACGCCGGUUCUGAAAGUGAGCGGACAGAGAGUGUUUUUGUUAUACACGGUGAGUUCGAGGAAGUGUCGGUAUUACGACCAGUCGAGAAACGCGUUAAGACACUCACCGGGCGGGGACGUCGUGUAUAAAGUGAGCGACGAUAACGGGAAGACGUGGUCGAGUGGACAGGUUAUUUUAUCCUACGGAAGCGAAGACGGGAUGCCGAAAGUUAUAGCGAAUACGUUGGUGGAGUUGGAAGACGGGUCGUGGGUGUUGCCUUUUUGGAGAGAGCCCGGGAAGACGUGUCCACAGAUGAAGAGCGAGGUGAAAGAUGCGAGUCUGUUGAGGAAAGGUAGCGCGGGAGUUAUACGAUCUAUGGAUCAAGGGUUGACGUGGGAAGUGUUUGGGAAUUUAACAGCUACGAAAGGCGAGUCGUGGUUGAUUGAAAAUACCGUCGUCGAGAGAAAGAGUGAAAGAAGGAAGACGACGAAGAAGAAAGAGAACAACAACAACAAAGGAGGAAGGACGAACAACGUGUUGGUGCAACAUUUUCGAACCAAAUCGGGCGUCGCGUUCGUCAGUCUUUCGAGAGACAACGGCAAAACCUGGACCGAAGCUUCCGAGACGACGUUGCCGAAUCCAAACUCGAAAAUGCACACCAUUCGCAUCGACGAUGGCGAUACUUACGACGCCUACGACAACGUCGACGAAAAAACUUUGUCUUCUUCCUCUUCCCCUUCAAAAUCAUUCUUCGUCGCAGCGUACAACCACCACCCGCGCACCCGAGACCCGCUCGUCCUCGCCGUCAGCAAAUCCACCGACGGCGUCGACUCUUGGAAACCGUUCGCGAAAAUCGAACCCGGCGGUAUGCGAGAAAUAAUCAAACCAGAGUUGGACAAAUCCUUGUUAAAGCCAGGCGCGAUGCAAUACGCCUACCCGACCAUCCACUGGACCAAGGACGGGAAAUACUUACUCGUCGCGUAUUCCGUCAUGUACGGCGCGAGAGGUCAGCUGACGUGCUUCGGCAUUCGAGUCGCGCGGAUGGAAAUGAAAGACGUUCCCAGACCUUGA